CAUCCUGAAAGCCCUUUGUUUGCCCUCUUAGCCAAUCGAGGCGGAUUACGACACCAGCUGAGGUUCUAUAAAGGCGCCUCCACGCUCAGCAACAUCCUCCAACAAGGCUGUUUAAACCUGCAAUAUACCGGAGCGGUGAAACAAAACAAAACAAAACAACAACAACAACAACAACAAUACACCUCCAUCCCUCUAUCUUUCCAUCAGUGUACGGGGAGCAAAUCAGAUCUGUCGUUCUUGGGAUGCAUUAAGUCUCUUGUUUUUUUUUUUUGUUGUUGUUUGUUAUGGAACUCACGCAAAAGGACAUUUGAUUUAAACCAGUUGGAGGAUUUUGCACUUUGCAGUUGACAAACUUUGCAUCACGUUGGAAAGAGAGAAAGGAGGAUAAAAGCACGCUGAGGAUGGCGCGCGCUAACUUUUGGCUGUGCUUGACGGUGCUCGUGGCGCUCGAGCUGUGUGGCAGCGACGAGCCCGAGUUGCUAUCGCGCGCAGCGGCGCCCUCUGAAGUGCCCGUGAUGGCCGUUAUGCCCUCGUCCGUUUCCCUGCUCGAGGUGAUGCACGAGGAGGAAGUGCCGGCAGAGGAGGAGGAGGCGGAGGAGGAGGCAGCCGGCGCGCGCCAGUGCUCGGCAUGCGCGUGGCGGGAGCAGAGCCGCGCGCUACGCCUCCAGACCAUCAAAACGCAGAUCCUGAGCAAGCUGCGUCUCAAGCAAGCGCCCAACAUCAGCCGCGCCGUGGCCGAGCAGCUGCUUCCCCGCGCGCCGCCGCUGCAGCGCCUCCUCGACCAGCACGACUUCCAGGGAGACGCGGCUGGAAUAGGAGCAGCGCGAGAGCUGGACGACUUCACCGAGGCGGAUGAGUAUCACGCCACCACUGAGUCCGUGAUCGCAAUGGCCUCAGAGCCGGAGCCAAUAGUCCAGGUGGAUGGAAAACCAAACUGCUGUUUCUUCAAGUUCAGUCCCAAGUUGAUGUUCACUAAAGUGCUGAAGGCCCAGCUCUGGGUUUAUCUGCGGCCACUGCAACAAACCUCUACUGUUUACCUGCAGAUCCUGCGUCUUAAACCUGUAACUGAUCAGGGCAGCCGCCACAUCCGCAUCCGCUCCCUCAAGAUCGAGCUCAACUCACGAUCAGGCUACUGGCAGAGCAUUGACUUUAAACAUGUCUUGCAGAACUGGUUCAAGCAGCCACACACAAAUUGGGGCAUUGACAUAAAUGCAUUUGAUGAAAGUGGCAACGACUUGGCUGUGACCUCACUAAGGCCUGGAGAAGAAGGGCUGCAGCCGUUCCUGGAGGUGAAGGUUCUCGAGACGACAAAGCGUUCGCGUCGUAAUCUUGGCCUGGACUGCGACGAGCACUCAACUGAAUCUCGCUGCUGCCGCUACCCACUCACAGUGGACUUUGAGGCAUUCGGAUGGGAUUGGAUCAUCGCUCCUAAGCGCUACAAGGCCAACUACUGUUCAGGCCAGUGUGAGUACAUGUUCAUGCAGAAGUACCCACACACCCAUUUGGUGCAGCACGCUAAUCCUCGAGGCUCGGCCGGCCCUUGCUGUACGCCCACCAAAAUGUCACCCAUAAAUAUGCUCUAUUUUAACGACAAGCAACAGAUCAUCCACGGAAAGAUUCCCGGCAUGGUGGUGGAUCGCUGCGGCUGCUCUUAGACACGAAAGCUGGCUCAUUUGGUCUGUUCAUGACUGUUCAAGUGUCUCCUGUUUUGCUUUCCUCUUACGUCCUGGAAGAGUGACACAAAGAUCAAGGAGGCCAAAUUUAGCUUGUUUCUUUAGUCAGCUAAUAACAGAAUAAUUCAUGGUAAAAGUGGGAAAAACCCGACGCCGAAGGGCAGAGAUUUCUGUGAACAAUUUGGCAGUUUGAAGACCGGCUGGUGAGAGAAGAGCGAGACCUUUAUUUAUUCCUUUUCUGUGUUAGGUUUUUUUUUUUUAUGUGUUUGUUGCUCCUGGUUUUGAUUUGACGUGUUUGAUUUUAACUGUUUAAUAGUUGUAAAAUAGAUAUUUUUAAAUUGGCUCCAAAGUGAAUAAGCCAGUUUUUAAGCCUGUUCAUUCUGUCUUACCGAAAGGGCGAAAACACAAUACCGAGUAGGGAUCAUGAAAUGCCCUCUGUAAAUACUGCGACAGUGAAGUCAAUGCUGUUUCUUGCUGUUACCUGCUAGAACCAAGAAUAUUCGCAGCUCUGGUGUACGAGUUUAAUCAACACAUCUAAACGAAUCAGAUUAAAACCAUAGUUUAAGCAUGUGCUCAUAUCAAACUGUAAUAUCAUGAUAGCUGCCUAACCGUUUUAAAAGGUUUAAAAAUGACAUGUUACUUAUUUAAAAAGUUACCUAUGAAAAAAAUCAUUAUAUGUUUACCUGCAAAUGUUAGAUACAAAACAGGCAAUUAACUUACUUGGUUUGACUGUAUUGGUACUUCAAAUGUUAAACAAACGGACAGAAUUGCCCUUGCACAGAAUGAUACUUAGAAUGUUCUUUCCAGUUUGUCCUAAACAAAACAAAACAAAACAAAACUAAAAAAGACAGGUGUCCUUAUGCUGCUUCUGGGACAGAUUUUCUUCCUCGAGGGCACAAAUCCUGCCAUGAAAAUGUCGCCUACCUAGGCAACCUAAUUAUACAGGCGGAGUUGAAUAGGAAGAGAGAAAUCCUCAUUUUCAAAAUGAAGAAAACCCACAUCACCUUAUAGAAAGUAAAAUAUAAACUGUACUUCGCCAUAUCUUUAAUCCAAAGAAGCUGAAAACUAUUGACUUCAUUGUCCCAAUACUUAUGGUGGGAACCGAUUAUUUAAACAUGACAUUCGUCCAAAAUUCGAAACCGUAUCCCCCCCCCGAGCAUCUAUACUUUAUUUCAUCCAAAAAGCAUAGUAUAUUAGAGAAGCAAAAAUAUGCCAAAAGAGACCUACAGUAGGUAAACAUGCUAAAGCAGACCCCCCACCACGCACUGCAAAUGCAGCUAGCACCCCAGUGCGACAUUCCCAAGAAUCCAGGCACCCUUUCAUGGCCACUUUGAUCUCCUUUUUACUCAUCAUCUUGUAAAAGACAAAAAGAAACCAGAAGAGAAAGGGGUUUUUCAAGACUUUUCAAUGAGGACAGGAAAAGGGGUUUGACUAGGCAAUCGAAUUACGACCACAGCACUGACUUACACACACAAAGCCUGACCUUUAGAGCAUCAGCUCCAGAAACUGGUCAACCACAACUAGUCCAAAAUAUUAGAUUGCAAGGGGAUCCAUAUUUUUCAAUAAUGCUUUAAAAAAAAAACUUAAAAAAUAAUAAUAAAAAAAAAACUACUGUAUUAUAUACUUUUCCAUUCAUAUUAUGGGUGUUUUUUAAAAAUACUUUAUGUAAACAAAAGACUUAGUAUAAAUUUGUCCAAUUUGAGUUACAGGGCCUUUAGAUGAAGCUUACUUAAAAGUAUUUUCAUACAUCAGAUGUAGGCAUGUGCUGAGGAAGUGUCCUAUAUACUGAUAUUGUAUGUGAUAUUUAGCGCAGCAUAUCAUUAUCAGCACGUGAUCAGAUGCACUAGGCCGUCCCCGUCGUACUCACAGUUGCUGGGUUACGCUUAAUUAAGAUUCAGCAUGUAGCAAACUGAACAUUUCAAGAAAAAUAUCGUUUAUUGAUUUUUCGGUUGUUUCAUGACAUAUCACUCCAUUAUUACUCCUUACUAAUCCUUAAUGGUAUGAUGAACUUAAGUGCUUAAAAGGGAAAAAAAAAAAAAAAUAAAUUAAGAAGUCUCAUCCUCACUAGAUGUCUAAGCAAAGAAGAAUAUCUCUCUGUUGGAAAACGAAAGCACUAUGCUGUUGGAUAAAGGAGACGCCUUCUGAUGUUAUAUAUAAAUAAUAUAUGUAUAUAAUUUUUUUUUUUUUUUUUUUUUUAAAAGGGGUACAAAAGAACCUUUCUGGGCACUCUACCUUACCAACUAUAAAUUUUGCACUAUGGGAAUGGCAAGAGAAGUCAUGUCUGUAUUUGUAUUAUACCUUUUCAAGCACAAGAGCUUGUACAUGGACUGUAACAGUUGAGAAAAGAAAAAAAAAGAAAAAAAAAAAAAAAAAAAAGGAAAAAAAGGACGAGUUUAUGGAGUGGAUAUACAGUGACUGUCCAUCAUAUUUUUUCUCCAUCUUUACUCUUUCUUGAUGUUAUCCCCCUACCCCCCCACUCAUCUUCUAAAGCGGAGACCUGGCAUCAUUUCCUUCCCACAGAAUUAACAUUACUGAACAAAUGAACAUUCAUCCUGUUUGGAGAGCAUCACUGGACUGUAUUUGUGACGGAAUCCAGAAUCUCUCUCUCUCUCUAUGAGCAUCUUACGCUUUUUGUCCUGAUCACUUGCAGCGUCGACAUCGGUGUCUAUACUUUGGAUGCAUUUCAUUUUGGUUUUUAAGAAUUAUAACAGGGAGAUAAUCAUUAUGCUGAAGUGCAGUGGUUGUGAGUCUGGAAAGUUUUCCAAGGAUUCAAAUCCCAUUGACCAACGGCGUGGAAAAACCCGUAAGCCAACUUUGCUCAGCUCUGUGCUCGGACUGGAUUCUGCCUUGCUGCAGGUCGCUUCGGUUCAAAGUGACUGUCCAAUUAAUAAAACGCUAGUAGCUGCAGGAACCUCUAGAGGAUGUUUACUUCGUAGAUGUGAAAUGGAAGUUACAUAUAAAUGCAAUGUUGUGUGGUAGGUGGCAGCAGGUGGCAGUAUACACUCAUUGUUAAGAAUAUUAAGAGAAAUGCGCAGAAUGAAGUGCAUGGUAGUUAAUUUAUCUACAGUUUACCGCAUUGGGAAGUUAUUGGUUGGGUUCAUGUUAAUUACCUUUACUGAAAUGUAUGUAAAGAUCCUGCUAUUAAAGCUCUCAUUUGCUGUCAUCAUAAAUACCACUACAGUAUUUCCAUACGCAAGUUAAAUACAUGAAUUUUGCCUAAUAAUAGUGCAAUAUUUCAAUGAUGGAUAGUAUUGGUAUAUUCUGGUUGGAGUAUGUGCAUUGUGAUGUUGGAUCAUUAUGGGAAUUUAUGUUCAAAACACAGAUGAUUAGAUGUUUCUCCAAGUAUACUUAACUCCUGCCAUUUUAGGUUUCAUUUGCACCAGUGUUUUAUAUUUCUCUGCUUGUGUGAAUAGUAUUGCACUUUGGCCAAAAAUGUAAAUGUACACAAUGCUCUCCUUAAUCCAAAUGGAACCAAUACGCCAAGACGCGUGUGGCGCUUCGAUUUUGCUUACUUGGUAAUGGACAAAGAGGCUAACGAGAGCGAACACGUCAGGUAAGCUUAUAGCUGCUGGCUUAGCAUUUCCUAACUCAAACACAAGUACCUCAGACGGUCUUGCUUAUUCGGUCGAUGACACCGAUAUGCUGUCUGUAAACAAUAAAGGCUGUCGGGACUUAAAACCGAGGUUGCGUCCAUAUCGAAGCAGAACGAUGGUCACUCUGCGCUCUUGGCGAUAUUUGUAUUUCAGAAGUUUCCGGCGAUGUUUCGGUACAAAUGUCAACUAAUAUCUUUUGAGGCAAGUGUGUAAUUACUUAAGACACAUUCGAUACACUUACUUGCUAGCUAAAUUAGCCUCCAGUGCAAAACUAAAGGAACAAACGUCAGACAUUCAACAUGCUGAUCGACUACGUUAAAUAUGUAAAAGCAAGACAUUUCGUUUUUGGCCGAACUGUUCCUAUUGUAAUUGUGUUUUCAAUACAGGUAAAACUCGAACAUUUCAUGAAUUCAGAAUGAAGUUAACAGGGCACUGCCAUCACGUGGUCAGUGUUACGACGGUAAACGAAUGGACUGAAAUAUAGAUCUUACCUUUACAUCACAUGAAGUAUGGGCACUUCCUGCAUAGCAGAUAAAGCAUGUGGAGGCAGUGUGGAGGCAUCAAUAUCAUGUAAGGACACGGAGGACUGGACACGAAGCUAAAUCUGUGGAUGAAAAGGACUGGAAAACUGUGGACCCUUUAUGCGUAAUUAAACGAGCAAGGAUGUUCUCACAGUGUAAAUAAAGCUUUCAGCAUUUCAGCAGAGAAAGCGACGCGAGCUGAACAGGUUCUCCACUUUGAAGCGUCGUUUUUUGUUUUUUUUGCUGUCUCAUCCACUUUUUUUUUUUUUUUUUUUGAUGCUGUGUAGAUGAAUGAAUUAUAAAUUUGUAGGUUGAAUUUUGUGCAAAUGAAUAAUUGGUUUCUUUGUUUUUGUUCGUUUGG
Ictalurus punctatus (channel catfish) is the source of this 6148-nucleotide messenger RNA. RefSeq names its product growth differentiation factor 11 (gene gdf11). Gene Ontology annotation, cellular component: extracellular region. Lineage: Eukaryota; Metazoa; Chordata; Actinopteri; Siluriformes; Ictaluridae. Gene Ontology annotation, biological process: SMAD protein signal transduction. The transcript has 3 exons. The record is from RefSeq and is a predicted model, not a curated record. Gene Ontology annotation, molecular function: growth factor activity; cytokine activity. Bases 402 to 1655 code for a protein of 417 amino acids.